Messenger RNA from Trichechus manatus latirostris (Florida manatee), 3324 nucleotides. It is a transcript of the gene PRKD2, whose product is annotated as protein kinase D2. Gene Ontology annotation, molecular function: protein serine/threonine kinase activity; ATP binding. The transcript is spliced from 18 exons. The coding region runs from base 399 to 3038 and encodes 879 amino acids. The record is from RefSeq and is a predicted model, not a curated record. Gene Ontology annotation, biological process: protein phosphorylation. Lineage: Eukaryota; Metazoa; Chordata; Mammalia; Sirenia; Trichechidae.
UCUUAAAUAGAUCUUCUUUUUAGAUCCACUAGAUCCACCCCCCUUGCUUCCCACUCUUUUCUCUCUCCAGGGGUCCUUUGCAUCCCGGGCUCCCUUGAUCCCUGUGCUCCUGACCUACUAGAUUUUCUUCUCUGAUUUCUUGGACUCUCAAUUAUUCGGUCCCCAAACCACUAGAUUUCUCCUUUAGGGUCGUGUGUGAUCCUGUGAUUAUCGGGCGUCUGACCCACUAGGAUUUCUUCUAUUUUUCCAGGAUCCUGCCGUCCUCGGUCCCCUCAACCUGUCAGAUUCUUCUUCUCGAAUCCCCGGGAUCCCCGCGCUCCUACCACCAGUUUACGAGAUCCCGCGGAUACAGUGAUCCGGGUUACCCGGACCAGGCGGCCUGUCCCUGGCCUCCCCCCAUGGCCGCCGCCCCCACCCAUCUCGCGGGGCUCCCGGGCUCUCCCCUGCCGGGGUCUCCGCCACCCACCGGCCUCAGCUUGGAGCUCCAGUCUCCGCAGCCGCUGCUGCCCCAGGUCCCGACCCCGGGUUCCGGGGUCUCCUUCCACAUCCAGAUCGGGCUGACCCGGGAGUUCGUGCUGCUGCCCGCCGCCUCCGAGCUGGCCCAUGUGAAGCAGCUGGCGUGCUCCAUCGUGGACCAGAAGUUUCCUGAGUGUGGCUUCUACGGCCUUUACGACAAGAUUCUGCUCUUCAAACAUGACCCCACGUCAGCCAACCUCCUGCAGCUGGUGCGCUCCGCGGGUGACAUCCAGGAGGGCGACCUGGUGGAGGUGGUGCUAUCGGCCUCGGCCACCUUCGAGGACUUCCAGAUCCGCCCGCACGCCCUCACAGUGCACUCGUACCGAGCGCCCGCCUUCUGCGACCACUGUGGCGAGAUGCUCUUCGGCUUGGUGCGCCAGGGCCUCAAGUGCGAUGGCUGCGGGCUGAACUACCACAAGCGCUGUGCCUUCAGCAUCCCCAACAACUGCAGUGGGGCCCGCAAGCGGCGCCUGUCAUCCACAUCUCUAGCCAGUGGCCAUUCGGUGCGCCUAGGCACCUCUGAGUCCCUGCCCUGCUUGACCGACGAGCUGAGCGUUAGCACCACUGAACUCCUGGCCCGCCGCCCCCCCUCGUCCUCCUCCUCAUCUUCUGCCUCAUCCUACACGGGCCGCCCCAUCGAGCUGGACAAGAUGCUGCUCUCCAAGGUCAAGGUGCCGCAUACCUUCCUCAUCCACAGCUACACGAGGCCCACUGUCUGCCAGGCCUGCAAGAAACUCCUCAAGGGCCUCUUCCGCCAGGGCCUGCAGUGCAAAGAUUGCAAGUUUAACUGUCACAAACGCUGUGCUACUCGUGUCCCUAAUGACUGUCUGGGGGAGGCACUUAUCAAUGGAGAUGUGCCAAUGGAGGAGGCCACCGACUUUAGCGAGGCUGACAAGAGUGUCCUCAUGGAUGAGUCAGAUGACUCCGGUAUCAUCCCCGGCUCCCACUCGGAAAAUGCCCUGCAUGCCAGCGAGGAGGAAGAAGGCGAGGGAGGCAAGGCACAGAGCUCCCUGGGGUAUAUCCCCCUGAUGAGGGUGGUGCAGUCUGUGCGACACACAACACGGAAAUCCAGCACAACGCUGCGCGAGGGGUGGGUGGUUCAUUACAGCAGCAAGGACACGCUGAGGAAGCGGCACUACUGGCGGCUGGACUCCAAGUGCAUCACCCUCUUCCAGAACAACACCACCAACAGAUACUACAAGGAGAUUCCACUGUCGGAAAUCCUCGCCAUAGAGUCUGCCCAGAACUUCAGCCUCGUGCCGCCGGGCACCAACCCCCACUGCUUUGAGAUCGUCACUGCCAAUGCCACCUACUUCGUGGGCGAGACACCUGGCGGGGCCCCAGGGGGGCCAAGUGGGCAAGGGGCUGAGGCAGCCCGGGGCUGGGAGAUGGCCAUCCGUCAAGCUCUGAUGCCCAUCAUCCUCCAGGACGCACCCCGUGCCCCAGGCCACACACCCCACAGACAAGCUUCUCUGAGCAUCUCUGUGUCCAACAGUCAGAUCCAAGAGAAUGUGGACAUCGCCACUGUCUACCAGAUCUUUCCGGACGAGGUUCUGGGCUCGGGGCAGUUUGGAGUGGUCUACGGAGGAAAGCACCGGAAGACAGGCCGGGAUGUGGCAGUAAAGGUCAUCGACAAACUGCGGUUCCCCACCAAGCAGGAGAGCCAGCUCCGGAACGAGGUGGCCAUUCUGCAGAGCCUACGGCACCCUGGGAUCGUAAACCUGGAGUGUAUGUUCGAGACGCCUGAGAAGGUAUUUGUGGUGAUGGAGAAGCUGCACGGGGACAUGUUGGAGAUGAUCCUGUCCAGUGAGAAGGGGCGGCUACCCGAGCGCCUCACCAAGUUCCUCAUCACGCAGAUCUUGGUGGCUUUGCGACACCUUCAUUUCAAGAACAUCGUCCACUGUGACUUGAAACCGGAAAAUGUUUUGCUGGCAUCAGCCGACCCAUUUCCCCAGGUGAAGCUGUGCGACUUCGGCUUCGCGCGCAUCAUCGGCGAGAAGUCAUUCCGGCGCUCGGUGGUGGGCACACCUGCCUACCUGGCGCCCGAGGUGCUGCUCAACCAGGGCUACAACCGCUCGCUGGACAUGUGGUCGGUGGGCGUAAUCAUGUAUGUCAGCCUCAGCGGCACAUUCCCCUUCAAUGAGGACGAAGACAUCAACGACCAGAUCCAGAAUGCCGCCUUCAUGUACCCGCCCAGCCCCUGGAGCCAUAUCUCCAAGGGAGCCAUUGACCUCAUCAACAACCUGCUCCAGGUGAAGAUGCGCAAACGUUACAGCGUAGACAAAUCUCUCAGCCACUCCUGGUUACAGGAGUACCAGACGUGGCUGGACCUCCGAGAGUUGGAGGGGAAGAUGGGCGAGCGGUACAUCACGCACGAGAGCGACGACGCCCGCUGGGAGCAGUUCAUUACCGAGCACCCGCUGCCCGGGCCUGGGCUGCCCUUCGAUGCGGAGCUCAGUGGGAUCCUCCCUCUACAGGAGCACGAGAUGCAGGGGCUGGCCGAGCGCGUUAGCGUCCUCUGAGGCCCUGUACUCCCGCCCUCGGGGACCUGCCUUCCACCCGAAUGCCAGCUACGAACUAUUCUACGGGAAGAGGCUUUGUACCCUAACUGGAGGGGACACACCCUGGGGACGGAGAGGUGGGGGCAUGGGGAUGGGGUUCACAGGGUCAUUUCCAAAGGCCCUUCUCUGUCGCCCUAACAAUUAAAACGGACUCAUCUUUGGCCCAGUGGCUUUGGCCUAUGCCCACACCACACGCUUGAAUCAUUAGUCUGUUCGUUUACCAAGAUGGAGUUCACCUGGAAGGAGG